This is a messenger RNA of Lethenteron reissneri (Far Eastern brook lamprey), 4363 nucleotides long. RefSeq names its product SH3 domain containing GRB2 like, endophilin B1 (gene SH3GLB1). Gene Ontology annotation, molecular function: protein binding. Lineage: Eukaryota; Metazoa; Chordata; Hyperoartia; Petromyzontiformes; Petromyzontidae. The record is from RefSeq and is a predicted model, not a curated record. Gene Ontology annotation, cellular component: membrane; cytoplasm. Gene Ontology annotation, biological process: membrane organization.
GCUUCUGUCUGCCCACCCCGGAUGUCCUGUGCGUGUUGAGGGGAGGGGGAAGGCCUCGCGCCCAUUGGACUCGGAAAUACUUCAAGGCGAUUAAAAAGAAAAAAACAUCACACAUACACCGGCACCGCGUUUACAUUUUGAACUGCUAUCGCCUGCGGUCGGUGGGAUCUUACAUGCACGUCUGCGGCGCUUAACCCGUGAGCCACCUCGCCAUGGACUUCAACAUGAAGAAGUUAGCGUCUGACGCUGGCACGUUCUUCACCCGCGCCGUUCAGUUUACAGAGGAGAAGCUCGGUGGGGCGGAGCGCACCGAGCUCGACGCGCACUUUGAGAACCUGAUGACGCGAGCGGACAGCACCAAGAACUGGACGGAGAAGAUCAUGCGGCAGACGGAGGUGGUGCUGCAGCCCAACCCAACGGCACGGGUGGAGGAGUUCGUGUACGAGAAGCUGGAGAAGAAGGGACCUGCCCGACAACGCACGGUGGAGCUGCUGGGCCAGUACAUGACCGAUGCUGGCAAUGACUUUGGUGCAGGAACCCCCUAUGGCGGAGCCCUCAUCAAGGUCGGCGAGUCGCAGAAGCUGUUGGGCCUGGCCGAGAAGGAGUUUGUCCAGGCGUCCACCAUCAACUUCCUCACCCCUCUGCGCAACUUCCUGGAGGGUGACUACAAGGCAAUGGCGAAAGAGCGCAAGUUACUCCAGAACAAACGCUUGGAUCUGGACGCAUCGAAAACAAGGCUGAGGAAAGCCAAGGCUGCCGAGGCGAGAGCCAGCGAUGAGCCAGACAUUCGAGAGACUAGGCCUCGCAAUGUUGUGUUCUGGGCCAGUAUGGCAGGGCUCGCAACGGGCACAGAGGAAGGAGAUAAAGCCCUGGCGAUGUGGACAAAGGAGGUCUCCAAAGGUGAGCAGGAGGUGCGUGUGGCUCAGGCGGAGUUUGACAGGCAGGCCGAGAUCACACGGCUUCUCCUGGAGGGGAUCAGCACCACACACGCGAAUCACCUUAGAUGUCUCAACGAGUUCGUGGAGGCCCAGAUGACGUACUAUGCCCAGUGCUACCAGUACAUGGUGGACCUACAGAAGCAAAUGGGAAGUUUCCCGACGACGUUCCUGCCCAACAGCAGCGCGCCGCUGCCGCCCGUCACGGUGCCGAUCCCGGCCGCCCCGCCUGGCGCGUCGGAGCUCACGGCGGCCGAGCUGCAGCCGGCGAGCGGAACACGGCGCGCACGUGUCCUCUACGACUACGACGCUGGCGACAGCAGCGAGCUCUCACUGCUCGCGGACGAGAUGAUCACGGUGUACAGCGUGCCUGGGCUGGGUUCCGACUGGCUCAUGAGCGAGCGCGGGACACAGAAGGGCAAGGUGCCUGUGGCUUACCUCGAGCUACUCAAGUGAAGCAGACAAACGCUUGCCGUGAAGCACAGCACCUCUUGCAAGCACGCACGCAUGCACGCACACCCCAGUCGCCGUCACGGUCGCACUGCCAGUUGACGUUGGCAAGGGUACUCUGCGGACACUUCCGCAACUGGCUUAUGCGCAGCGCAGAUGGCAGUUGUGAUUACCGUUGCCGCGUUUUUGAUAUGUAUUUUUUCUCUCUAUUUUCAUUUCAAAGUGCUGCUCUGCAGAUGCGUGCUUGGCUUACUACGGGCAAAGUGCUCAUUGUUCCGAUCGGUGCAAGUGCAGGAGGGGAGGGUUAUGAGAUUCUGACAGAGCCACGCAUUGGUAGGCACGUUUGGCAGACAAUUGAACACUUGUCUUUUCUCUUUGGGCAACUUUGCCAUUUCUAAUAGCAGACUUUAAAUCCCAUGCUUUAAAUGCGCAGGCAUAUGUAUUCUUUUUGCACAUUUAUUAUCCUUAAUAUUGACUUUUACACUUUAAUUUGAAUAAAUGUAUUUAUAUGCAUGGCUUAACGCAGAGUCCUAAACUAAAUACCGUUAAUUUCCCAAAGCUCUGACUUUGAAUUAUUACGUUUAGUUUCACUUAGGUCUUAAUUACGUGUAACAAUUCCACAGAGGUGCUGUUAUCAUUUACAGGGAAAAUUACUUGCAAUCAUUGCAGGAUACGGUCCAUCUCACCAACCGCAAUGCGGCUUCUUCUGCUGAGCUAUGUGCCACGUGAUUAUUUCUAGCAGACUCUACCCUAGCAGGUGGCUGUGAGAUUUGAACUGUCCACAUACUGCUAACUUACUCAAGUGUUAAGAUCUAUUUAGUCAGCCAAUUAUAUAUAAUUGCAUUUAGUCAUUUUGAGCUUAAUCAGAUGUAGUAGUUCCACUGUUAUUCUUAUACUACCCGGAUUGUUUAAGAUGAUGCCUCAAUAUGGAUGUGAUAUGGACCAAUUUGUAACUGCUGUAAUUUUCAAAUGGAUUAAAUGGACCAAUAAUACUGGCAUGAAUAAAUAAAAAAAACUGGUCAAUUAAGAUAGAAUCGAUGGAAAUUAUUAAAUAUAUAAAAUCAUGGGAAAAUCUGCACAUUUAGCGUGAAAUAAUGUGGUGAUUUCUGAGCAAUAUACUUGUUUACCAGACACUUUGUACUCCCAUGCAAACUGAAGUAUGCUCAAUUAAAAAAAUGCCUUUAAAAAAUAAAGGGAAGAUUUAGGAACACUGACAGAUAUCUUCACUGACAGUCGAUUUAAAGAGACUGCCAUUACCUUAAACGUAAUUUAGAUGCCACAGUGAAAAUGAUACAUAUUUCACGAUUUGAUUCCUCAUGGGGAUGGUUUUCCUCGCACUUGUAUGCUGUGCGCAUUGUUGUGUUUGUUGAGAAAUGCAUUUCUGCAAUCAAAGAUUGAUUGUGUAGAUUUAUUGCACAAGCCUUGUAAUUUUUUCCAACCCUCAUCGGUUUUUAAAGUGUAAUUUUAAUUACGUACUUGCGUUUGAUAUUACGUCUGUAUUUUUGUUUGAGUACUUGUUUGACAAAAAAAAACAUGUUGUCACUUUCUGAAUAUUGAAAUGUAAAAAAGCAAGCACUGCCCAAAAACCGAGACAAAGAUAAAUUGUACCAAUAGGCGCUCCAACAUCAUUGUUCACUUCCGUUCCUUUGCUAAGCUUAAACUAUAAUUAGUUAACGUGGGAGAAUGUCAGCGGGAGUAAUGGAGUGGCUAUGACAGGAUAUUUAAAAAGGGAUAAACCAGAUAUAUAUUAAAAAAGUGUCUCUUCUCAUUCGUUAAGUUACCGUUCACUCGAAAAGUCGGUGGCUUCUUUUGGCUCCACGAAUUAAAUGCUGUACCCAACGUAACGAUAACGAAUGCACGCAUUGCCGAGGAUGCCUGAUCGUGGGUAAUAAAUUGGGCGGCGGGGUCGGCGGGAGGGAGGAAACGGGAAUUGUAAAAAAAAGAAACCAUUGCCCGUUAACAAACACGACAAAAAACAACGGCAAUGAUGCACAGGAGUUGGGUUGUUGGAUUUCCUUUUGUUGAUGGGACGGGGGGUUCGCGAGCCGACGUGGAGUUGAGAAGUCUCCAAAGUAACAUUUACUUAAAACAUCCUUCGGCAUCCAUCUAUCGUCCUUCGUCUGUAAAAAAUUUCGGGCUUUGCUGUUGCCGGUCGAUUUUGUUGACGGAAAGAGAAAAGACGUAGAAUUUAACAAAACAAAGCUCUCUCUCUCCCAAGGUAUUUCAUAAUGAACAUCUAUUCUUCUGUAGGUGACACACGGUCAUAUAAAGUGCCUGACAACUUAAUGAUUUAUUUUUCAUGACCUUUCUAAGCCAUAACAUGAAAAAAAGAUCUCCCUCAUAAAAAAACGAAAAUUGGCAUCAUACAUUUUCUCAGAAUACGGAUGUGCUGCUGCUGCUGCUGCGGCCGUGUCUGAAGGGGCGCCACGGUGGUGAGAUGUUAACUACCUCGCCUGGUAUACAGGAGGUCGUGGGUACGAGCCCGACUCUCACGCCUGCUGUAUAUUUGGAGUUUGCAUGUCUCUCCCCGCGGUCACGUGGAUUUUCACUUCCAAUUUAGGAUGCGUUUCCAGUAUUUGGCUGCUAUACAUUUCCACAUGAUAAGCCACUUCGUUGAGCUAUCAUUUAUGGGCAGGUCGCUUCUGAAAAAGAGCUGUAUAGCUCAGCGGGCCUUACCUGGUAAAGAAAAAAGUGUAAAGUUUAGUUUUAGUUUAUGCUGGGUAUUUCGCGAACAAGAUUGCUAUGCAUAUUUGCCAGCCACUGACAAUGGCAUGCGCUUUACUCUUGACACUCGCAAUCGUGACAAUUGCGAGUUGUCCUUCAAUGUGUAAAGUUUAGUGACGUCGUUCGAUGUCGAAGAUCUUCUGUGAUGUCCUCGUGAUGCUUGUUUCUCAGUCUUGUCUAAACUAAGCAUGCUAUUUGUAAGAAUGAUGUUUGUUGCUCUCUCUGUGUGGGUGUGUGUUUGCAUGUGUAGGGAU